Messenger RNA from Sesamum indicum (sesame), 1776 nucleotides. RefSeq names its product UDP-glycosyltransferase 71E1. The record is from RefSeq and is a predicted model, not a curated record. Lineage: Eukaryota; Viridiplantae; Streptophyta; Magnoliopsida; Lamiales; Pedaliaceae. Gene Ontology annotation, molecular function: UDP-glucosyltransferase activity.
AAUUCUCCCCAAGAAAGACGAAUUGUAUUGGCCAUCUGCAGAAAAUGUUAAACUUGACAGCAAAUCCAUGACAUCACUUCUCAUUCUUGGCUUCCAAUAAACUAUGAUAUUGUUUUCCAACACGUCUCGCCUUUCCCUGUGGACCUGUCCAGGUAUUCAACCCCUUAGAGCAAAUUCCCGUCUCCGGGUGAGCAAAAAUGACCAAAGCAGAGAUGGUGUUCGUUCCUGCUCCCGGAAGAGGACACCUACUAGCAACAGUGGAGAUGGCAAAACUGCUGAUCGACAGAGACGAACGCCUCUCCAUCACCGUGCUGGUUAUCAAGCCCUCUAACGACCCCAACAGCAGCCUUCAUUCUUAUUCCCCGGAAUCCAAUUCCAGGAUUCGUUUCAUGGACAUUGCAGACGUCACCCUGUCGACGUCCACGAACUCUCCCAUAACCUUUCAGGGCCAAUUCAUCGAGAGUCACAAGGAUCCUGUGAGAAAUUCCGUGACCAAAAUAGUCCAAGAUUUUGGUCCAGGCUGUAGGCUCACCGGAUUUGUGAUUGACAUGUUUUGCACUGCUAUGAUUGACGUAGCUAACGAGUUUGGCGUUCCGACCUAUGUGUUUUACACGUCAGGGGCCUCAACUCUGGGGCUUUUGUUCCAUUUCCAGGACCUGAGAGAUUAUCAAAAUCAAGACGUGACAGUGUACGAGAACUCAAGCGAGGAGCUGUCCAUUCCGUCGUACAAAUUACCAGUCCCUGCCAAGUUAUUGCCUGCUUUAAUUUUUCAUAAGAUUGGUGGCAGCUCGAUGCUUCUCAAUUACGCCAAGAGAUUCAGAGAAACCAAGGGAAUCGUGGUAAACACUUUCCUGGAAUUAGAAUCCCACGCAAUGAAGUCCCUUUCCGAGGAUGACAACAUCCCACCAGUUUACUCAAUCGGACCAAUACUUCAUUCAGACAAUGAAAAUAAUCGUAACCCAAAGUAUGAUGAGAUCAUGAAGUGGCUUGAUGAGCAGCAUAAUUCUUCAGUGGUCUUUCUCUGUUUCGGGAGCAAGGGGUGUUUCGAUGAUAACAGCCAGGUGAAGGAGAUCGCGGUGGCGCUCGAACGGAGUGGCCAUCGAUUUUUAUGGUCCCUGAGGAAGCCCCCUAAUGAGGAUCACAAAUUCAGGAUCACUCCAGGCGAGUACAAAAAUCCGGAAGAAGUACUACCAGAAGGGUUCCUGGAACGUAAUGCCGGGAUUGGGAAGGUGAUCGGCUGGGCUCCUCAAAUGGCUGUUUUGUCCCACCGUGCUGUGGGAGGGUUCGUAUCACAUUGUGGAUGGAACUCGACGCUUGAAAGCAUGUGGUGCGGAGUGCCAAUGGCAGUGUGGCCAUUGUCAGCCGAGCAGCAAAUGAAUGCUUUCCAGUUGGUGAAGGAUUUGGGAGUAGCCGUGGAGAUAAAGAUGGACUAUAAGAGGAACUUGAUGGGUGGUAGUAAUAUGAUUGUAAAAGCUGAGGAGAUAGAGAACGGAAUCAGGCACCUGAUGCAGCCCCAAAGUGAGAUUCGGGACAACGUUGAAGCGAUGAAAUUGAAGAGUAGGAUGACUUUGGUUGAAAAUGGGUCAUCCUUCGACUACGUCGGACGUUUCAUAGAAAAUGUAAUGGAUAAUAUUCUAUGACGACGCGACCUAUAAAGUGUGUGGUUGUUUACUUAUUCAUUUUAGUGGUUUGAGUUGUUAAUCUGUAAAGUGUGUGGUUGUUUACAUUGUAGAAUAAAUAUCGUGGAUUAAGUACAAAAUUUUAAAACUGUCUUGA